Messenger RNA from Peromyscus eremicus (cactus mouse), 1262 nucleotides. It is a transcript of the gene Nat14, whose product is annotated as N-acetyltransferase 14 (putative). Lineage: Eukaryota; Metazoa; Chordata; Mammalia; Rodentia; Cricetidae. The record is from RefSeq and is a predicted model, not a curated record. The transcript is spliced from 3 exons. The coding region runs from base 356 to 976 and encodes 206 amino acids. Gene Ontology annotation, molecular function: N-acetyltransferase activity.
UACCAGGGAGGAUUAGGGAUCAAAUUCCAGACGCUUCUUCCCGGUAAGUUAGCCUCACCUUUGCCUCACCUGAAAGGUAGAGGGAUAUUAUUGAUCCAAACGAUACCCCAGGUGCCACCGGGUUGAGAGAAAGGUCCCUGCGGAUGGGGAUGCUCAGUACUGCCCCCACUCCUUCCCUCAAAGACCCAGCUACCAAUGAGACUAGGUUCGCAAGCAAAGCCGCCGCCUCCUGAUGCUCAGGUCGCUUAGCAACGAAGGACCGGCAAGAAAGGAGCUGUGCUAACCCUCCACAGGCAGGCCGGCAGGUGCACGACGCCAGCUCCCUUCUUGGGGGGGCGGCGGCCUGGGGGCUACCAUGGCCCCCAACCACCUGUCAGUGCGGGAGAUGAGGGAAGAUGAGAAGCCCCUGGUGCUGGAGAUGCUGAAGGCUGGUGUAAAAGACACAGAAAACCGUGUGGCGCUCCACGCUCUGACUCGUCCGCCAGCCCUUCUCCUCCUGGCCGCAGCCAGCAGCGGCUUGCGCUUUGUCCUGGCCUCCUUCGCCCUGGCCCUCCUGCUGCCGGUGUUUCUGGCUGUGGCUGCUGUGAAGCUGGGCCUGCGAGCCCGGUGGGGUUCUCUGCCUCCGCCCGGCGGCCUGGGGGGGCCCUGGGUGGCUGUCCGGGGCUCAGGCGAUGUGUGUGGAGUCCUGGCUCUGGCCCCUGGUGCCAACGUGGGGGACGGAGCCCGAGUCACCCGCCUCUCGGUCUCUCGAUGGCAUCGUCGCAGGGGCGUGGGCAGGAGGCUGCUGGCCUUUGCUGAAUCCCGAGCUCGAGCCUGGGCUGGGAGUAUGGGGGAACCUCGGGCCCGGCUCGUGGUCCCAGUGGCUGUGGCUGCUUGGGGUGUGGCAGGGUUACUGGAGGCCUGUGGCUACCAGGCAGAGGGAGGCUGGGGCUGCAUGGGCUAUAUGCUGGUGAGAGAAUUCAGCAAAGAUCUGUGAUUAUAGACUGUGCCCACUGGGGAGAUGGGUGGAGAACCAGCACCUAAAGAGCACCUACUGUGUGCCAGGCACUUUACAUCCCCUCCCUCAGUGUCUACCCAGUCUGCUGGGCUGACAGGGAGGCGCUGAGGUUGAUGGACUCACAGUGGACCUGCCAGGUGCAAUGGGGACUCUUCUUGGUCCUCUGGGACCACUAGAGGUCACCCUGUCCACUUUUUGCCCCAUAGUUUGUAUGCACUGACAACACCACCAACAAUCCCCCCCCCAAAAAAAAAAAACAACAAAA